Molecule: messenger RNA, 3217 nt
Organism: Artibeus jamaicensis (Jamaican fruit-eating bat)
Lineage: Eukaryota; Metazoa; Chordata; Mammalia; Chiroptera; Phyllostomidae
Gene: SLC22A13
Product: solute carrier family 22 member 13
Exons: 10
Coding region: 33-1685 (550 amino acids)
Biological process (GO): transmembrane transport
Cellular component (GO): membrane
Molecular function (GO): transmembrane transporter activity
Source: RefSeq, a predicted model, not a curated record
ACCUCAGGCUGAGAACGUGGUGACCAGUAGACAUGGUUCAAUUUUUUCAGGUCCUGGCUGAAAUUGGCGACUUCGGUCGCUUUCAGAUACAGCUGCUGCUGCUGCUGUUUGUCCCCAACAUGCUGUCUGCUUUCUUCACGUUUUCCCAAGUCUUCAUGGUCCUGGAGGAGGAGAUCCACUACUGUUCAGUGGCGUGGGUCAAGAACCACACCUUGAACCUGACCGCUGCGGAGCAGCUGUCCUUGAGUGUGCCACUGAGUGCUGCAGGCAGCCCUGAGCCCUGCCGCAUGUUCCGGCCCCCACCCGACGGUGCCAGCCUGGAGGACAUCCUCAGCCACCGCUUCAAUGAGACGCAGCCUUGUGACAUGGGCUGGGACUAUCCUGAACACAGGCCCCUGUCCCUAAAGCGUGAGUUCAACCUGGUGUGUGGCCGGAAGCACCUGAAGGAGACCUCACAGUCGGUGUAUAUGGCGGGGCUCCUCGUCGGUGCCCUGGUCUUCGGGCCCCUCUGUGACUGGAUUGGUCGCAAAGCUAGCGCCCUGAUACAGCUGCUGAUGUUCGCCCUCAUUGGCCUGGGCCUGGCCUUUGUGCCCAGCUUUGAUCUCUACCUGGUCAUGCGCUUUGCUGUGGCCACUGCCGCCGCUGGAUAUGCCAUAACCAGUGCCAGCUUAACUGCAGAGUGGGUGGGGCCUUCUCGGCGGACUCAGGCCAUGGUCCUGUGCCUUUGCGGCUUCUCCAUCGGGCAGAUGGUCCUCUCGGGACUCGCCUAUGGCAUCCGCAACUGGAGGCUCUUCCAGAUCGCCAGCACUGCACCCGUCUUGCUGCUCUUCUUCUACUUCUGGGUUCUGCCAGAAUCUGCCCGGUGGCUCCUGAUCCAGGGCAGGCUUGAGGAGGCUAAACGAGUGAUCCAGAAGGCGGCCUCAGUCAAUGGGCGGAAACUCUCCCCAGAGCUGCUGAACCAGCUGGGCCUAGAGAAGACAGGCCCCUCAGGGAAUGCCUUGGAUCUGUUCAGACACCCCCAGCUCCGGAAGGUGACCCUGAUUCUCUUCUUUAUCUGGUUUGUGGACAGUCUGGGAUACUAUGGCCUGAGCCUCCAAGUGGGGAACUUUGGCCUGGACAUCUACCUGACCCAGCUAAUUUUUGGAGCAGUGGAGGUACCUGCCCGCUACUUCGGCGCCUUCAUUAUGCAGAAGUUUGGCCGCAGGUGGAGCCAGCUGGGGACUCUGGUCAUGGGUGGCCUCAUAUGUAUCACCAUCAUCUUCAUCCCAGCAGAUCUGCCCACAGUGAGCACCGUGCUGGCCAUUUCGGGGAAGUUCGCCACCACCGCUGGGUUCACGAUCUCCUACGUCUACACUGCUGAGCUCUUCCCCACGAUCAUCAGGCAGACAGGCAUGGGGCUGGUGGCCAUCUUCUCAAGGAUCGGGGGCAUCCUCACGCCCUUGGUGAUGCUGCUGCGUGACUUCCACAAGGCCCUCCCUAUGGUCAUUUACGGCAGCCUCCCCAUCGGGGCAGGCGUGCUCUGUUUGUUGUUGCCUGAGACACGUGGCCAGGCCAUGAAGGAUACCAUCCAGGACCUGGAGCAGGGGCCCCGCCCACGGGCUCUGGAGGUAGAGCCCCCAGAAAAUGAAGCCUCAGGAAGAACGUCCAGCCCAGGGGUGGCUGUUGUGAACAGCAUGUACUUCUGAUUUCAUUCCCCUGGACACGGGUGGGACCUGUGCGCAAGACCAGCUUUGCUGACGGAGGCGACACGCGGGGUCUUCACUCCAGCACCAGCGCCAACUGACAGGCCCACACCCAGAAACGGCUGGGACAGUGCUUCUCUCCGUCCACUGCCUUCCGUAUCCCCAGAGCCCCACCCCCACCCCCACCCCCUCUUCUGGGUUAGGCUCUUGGUCUUGACUUCUCCGAUGGUCUUGUGGGGGGUCUGGCUCCCUGAUCCCCUCAGUCUGGGGUCUGCCUGCCCUGUAAACGCAGUCAAACCCAGAACACCUAGGCAGGGCCUUUCUAAGUGUGCUCAGUAGGAGGAGAAAAUGGGAAGCCUCUCUUUCCGGGUGGGAGGAUGAAAAGGCUGUGGAUCAGGAGAGGCGGCGGUUCCUUCUAGGGGCAGCACCAGGCCCCUCUGGCUAAGGCGGGGAUCCCACAGGACAUUUGAGCCUGCUGAGAGAAGACUCUAUGUCCAGGGGAAAUCAAAGCUUCAGUCUUGCAUUCUCUCCAAAGAUCCUCCAUUCCACCAUCCGCACUCAGCUCCCACCUAACCUGUGUGGCUCGGGGACUGUGCGGAGGUGGGCUCUGCUCCUCUCUGUGUCCCCUUCCCCCUUUGAUGGUCUGAUGCUUCUGGCUCCUAAAGGGCCCAGACAAGGUGAGGGGGAAGAAUAGAGAGGUCUUCGGCUUGGCUGCUGCCAGAUGUAGCUCCUUCCAGGCCGUGCUCGCUAAUCGUGCGUGUGCCCCAGCGGCAUCCGGAAGUCUGCUCUUCCACGGGCGUGUCUGUGGCUGACCGGCUCUCUUGUGUUCUUCCCCAAUUUAACCAAUGUACUCGUGCUGAUCUCUCCAGUGCCUGCUCCCCCUGCUGGCACACCCUAUCCUACAGGACAGCCCUCAGGUGUGGUCCCUCAGGCCAGCCCACCUUGCCCAGCAGCUGCUCCCACCGCCUGCCUCCAGCGCACACAGCCUCACCCACCUAAAGCUACCUGCUUCGUGGUUGUCCCUUCCACUCCAGCUCCUGCCACCAGUUUGGGAAAAGUUCUCUCCACUUCCAACACCCCCAAAAUAUCUGGCGGAUGACCAAACAAGUGAAGGACACCCCAUUCUCUGACCACCGCAUCCCAGCCUUGUGAAUCUUUGCUCAUCAGCCCCACCUGCCUUGGCCUGCCCAGGCUGCAAUAACAGUACCAUCAAUUGGUGCCUUUCACCAGUAGUUUAUUUUUCUCCUAGUUCCAGAGGCUGGAAGUCCAAGAUCAGGGUGCCAGCAGGGCCAGGUUCUGAUGAGGACCCCCUUCUUGAUUGCAGAUGGCCACCUCCUCACGGUGCCCUCACGGGGUCUUCCCUCUGGGUGCAGGUAGACGGAGAUCUCACUUCUUCUUGGAAAGCCACCAAGCUCAUCAUGAAGGCUGCACCCUUGUGACCUCAGCUAACCCAAACUACCUCCCCAAGGCCCACUGCUGAAUAUCACUGGGGGUUAGGGCUUCGACAUUAACAUUUGGGAGACUCCGGUAGGACA